Guillardia theta CCMP2712 is the source of this 963-nucleotide messenger RNA. RefSeq lists its product as hypothetical. The record is from RefSeq and is a predicted model, not a curated record. The transcript is spliced from 9 exons. NCBI's taxonomy places the organism in Eukaryota, Cryptophyceae, Pyrenomonadales, Geminigeraceae. The coding region runs from base 1 to 963 and encodes 320 amino acids.
AUGAAGGAGCAAUCCCUCUUCGGAAUCCUGCUGUUAUGCCUAUGGGGCACAUCUCUCGGCGAUGAUGGAAGUAGAAGCGAACGAGGACGAGUAAGGAUCGGCGACUUCUCGGUCCCAGACUACCCGAUUAAUGUAACCGUGACCGCCACCGAUCCUCCUUACUGUGCCAUCGCUUUAGCUCCCUUCUCCUGCUCACUCCGGCAUGCAGACUGCGUCACCUUUGUAGGACGGGAGGACAAGGGACUCGGGGAGGAAGGGUGCGCCUCUUACGAUGAGCUUGGAAGGAAAGGCCUGCACUUCUUCCGCAUGCUUGUCGGGAACGCGCAGAGUAUGCCUCCUCUCAUUGUGGACGUCGGGGCGAACAUUGGUUCGCACAGCAACUAUGCAGCAGCGCUGGGAGCACGAGUAAUCGCCAUCGAGCCCCAUCCCUUCCAUGCCCGAAGGUUGUUCCACAUGGCCCAUCUCAAUGAUUGGAACCUGCAAGUCUUCUCGGGGGGGGCGCACGAUUUUGAUGGGACGGGAGUGAUACACAUCUUGAAGGGUGGACAUCUAGUGAUGAGGAAGGUGGAGGAAGUCGGGGAGCCAAACCUGACGACAGUUCGGACGAUCAACAUAGAGCUAACAAGGAUAGAUACCUUGGUCGGGAACGAUGAGAUGGUGGUAUUCUUGAAGAUCGACACGGACGGUCACGAGCUGCAAGCUCUUCGAGGAGCAACGAGACUCUUUGAGGAGGAGCGAGUGAAGUACAUGAAGAUCGAGUUCGUCCCCUACGCUCUCGAGAUGGGGAAUGCUGGAUCACCGACCGCAGCGAUGGAUCUGUUGACGAUGCUCGACCAACACGAGGGAGAAUUCUUCUGCGUCCAUGAUCUCCGACCUUUGCGGAGGGAAGCGUUCGAGAGCUUUGUCGAGAGAUACAAGUACAAGAGCUCGUUCCUGGUGAUGCCGAGAUCAAAUCUGACGUGA